GUCAACUAGUUCUAUGUUAUUGCCGGACUUUGAUCCCAAUUGGCAAUUGGCAUCUACCAUCGAAUACAAUGUCUGCAAGCACAGAACAAGAAGAUGCUCUUGUAACGUCCACUGAUCCUCUACAUCCUGCAAAUCUUAUAUCAGAACUAUGCGCAUCCUUCUACAGAUUGGGAUGGGUGACCGGUACUGGUGGGGGUAUCUGUAUUCGUACUCACGAUAAAGUGUACAUCGCCCCCUCAGGCGUACAGAAAGAGCGCAUCGAGCCUUCACAUAUAUUCGUCCUGCCUUAUCCACAGGCAGAGCCAUCUCCACAUACCGAUAGGAUUUUCCUCCGUCGCCCCAAGUUGAACUUGAAAGAAUCUGCAUGCACCCCGCUUUUCUGGAAUGCUUUUACGAUUCGUAAUGCUAGCUCGUGUAUACACACUCAUUCUCAGAACGCGGUGAUGGCAACACUACUUUGGGAGAAAGAGAAGAUGUUCAGAAUUUCUCAUCAAAAGAUGAUCAAGGGCGUCCGGAUUGGUGGAAAUGGCCCAACCCUUUCAUAUCUCGAUACCCUCGAGGUCCCAAUCAUCGAUAAUACGCCUAACGAAGAAGACCUUAAGGACAGCAUGAAAGAAGCCAUGGAGAAGUAUCCCAGGGCCGCUGGUAUUCUCGUUUUGCGGCAUGGUAUCUAUGUGUGGGGUGACGACUGGCAGAAAGCAAAAACCCAGACAGAGUGUCUUGAUUACUUGUUGGAAAUAGGAGUCAAAAUGAAGUUAGCUGGUUUACCGACGGUGCUCAAUAUAUGAGCGCUGCGUGCUCGACCUGUGCUCUGUCUUGCGUACAUACCCAAAACGAGACUGCGGAAUAUGAGUGUAACACCUCCGUUUCUGCUAGCGUGGCCAUGUGUUUCGAUAACUCGUGUUGAUAUGCCCAUUUGCAUUGACGUCACUACUGGUGGGUGCAGGACACACAGAUGAUCCUGAGGAAAUGCAGUUUUAUUAUAUUUGGGUUGAUUUCGUUUAACAACCUUUUGACUGCAUCGCACGCACGAGAAGCAUGGCUCGAUUACAUAGAUCCUUGCAUUUCCCGGAAUCAUAGUGUCGUGAACAAGUUUUUCAUUCAGGGCGGCUGCUGACGACGUACACAAUUUUUCACGUAAACAUCUGGAUGCAAUGUGCGAUCGUUCCUCCAAUCACGCGUGGCAC
Suillus subaureus is the source of this 1187-nucleotide messenger RNA. Its product is annotated as Methylthioribulose-1-phosphate dehydratase. The coding region runs from base 69 to 788 and encodes 239 amino acids. The transcript has 7 exons. Gene Ontology annotation, molecular function: metal ion binding; methylthioribulose 1-phosphate dehydratase activity. The record is from RefSeq and is a predicted model, not a curated record. Gene Ontology annotation, cellular component: cytoplasm. NCBI's taxonomy places the organism in Eukaryota, Fungi, Basidiomycota, Agaricomycetes, Boletales, Suillaceae.